AUGGCCACUUGCACCCUCCCUACCAAAUACUUGCUAUCACCGGUCUCUAAGCCUUUCACCCGGAGGCCAGGGUGGCUUCAGGAAGGCGGCGCCACACCAGGUAGCAACAGGGGGGUUGUGUCUGGCGCACGAGGUACCGGCGAAGGGACCACGGACCCGGGCUGCUUUCGGGACGAAGCUCUCAGCCUCCGGGAAACAGCCGACCCCCCUGAGGUGUGGUUUGCCGUCUCUGAACGACCCUCUCUCUUUCAGAGGCCGUAUGUUUGCGAUUACGAAGGCUGCGGUAAAGGUUUCACGAGAGAUUUCCACCGUGCUCGUCACCUUCUUACGCACACUGGGGAAAAGCCGUUCGAGUGCACAGCUGAUGGAUGCAAUCAGAAAUUUGGAACAAAAUCAAACUUAAAGAAGCACAUUGAGCGCAAGCAUGAAAAUCAGCAAAAGCAAUAUGUGUGCGACUUUGAAGGCUGUAACAAGUCUUUCAGGAAACAUCAACAACUUAAAGUUCAUCAAUGUCACCACACCAAUGAACCUCCCUUCAAAUGUAAUAAUGAAGGAUGUGGAAAGUACUUUUCUACUCCAAGUCGACUGAAGCGGCAUGAGAAGAUACAUGAAGGCUAUGCAUGCAAGAAAGAAAACUGCUCAUAUAGUGGAAAAACUUGGACAGAGCUUCUGAAACAUAAUAAAGAAAGUCAUACAGAGCCGAUAGUUUGCAAUGAGUGUUACAAAACUUUUAAACGGAAAGAUUACCUCAAGCAGCACCAAAAAACACAUGCUGUGGAGAGGGAAGUCUGUCGAUGCCCGAGAGAAGGAUGCGGGAGAACUUACACAACUGUAUUUAAUCUUCAAAGCCAUAUCCUCUCUUUUCAUGAGGAGAAAAAACCAUUCUCUUGUGAUUAUCCAGGCUGUGGAAGAGUGUUUGCAAUGAAGCAGAGCCUAUCAAGGCACACAGUUGUACAUGAUCCUGAAAAGAGAAAGCUGAACUUGAAAGCAAAGCGUUCUCGUCCAAAGAGGAGCUUAGCCUCUCGUCUGAGUGGCUACAUUCCUCCUAAAACCCAGCCAGGAAAGGAUGCGGCUGUGACAGAAAGCAAGACAAUGGAUAAGCCCAUGGAAAAUGAAAUACCAACUGUUGAAAUUCUAACUCUGCAGUAAAGGUUAACUGAGACAACAUUCUUCAAGGAAUGACCAGUGCAAAGCUCAACAAUAACUUUAUUAAGUUUAUAAUUUUUUUUUAAAUAAGAAAUUAAUAUUGUUUACGCCUCUUCAUAAAGUCACUGAUGCAACUCA
Pygoscelis adeliae (Adelie penguin) is the source of this 1284-nucleotide messenger RNA. RefSeq names its product general transcription factor IIIA (gene GTF3A). The transcript is spliced from 10 exons. Gene Ontology annotation, cellular component: nucleus. The record is from RefSeq and is a predicted model, not a curated record. The coding region runs from base 1 to 1149 and encodes 382 amino acids. Lineage: Eukaryota; Metazoa; Chordata; Aves; Sphenisciformes; Spheniscidae.